AUGUCCAAAUUCAAUUUCCCUCCUCCAAAUGAGGUGUUUCAGGGAAUGGCGCAGGAUGAAGGCGAGAUGGAGAGACUUUGGAACUUCUUAAAUGAUCCUCUGGAAGUCCCCCCUGCACUGACAAUAUCUGGAAAUAAUGGUUUUUGGAGGAACAAGCUGGAGGAUCGUACAAGUUAUGUACUGGAUGCAGACUUAGACGACCCUUGGAGCAUGCAUGAACACCCGCCAGCAACCUCUCCACUCCCAGACACCCAGGCAAACAGCACAUCUAACCAGUCAGCCACAGUCAAACCAGAUGUGUCAGUCAAUCCAUCUGACACAUUGUCCCCACCUGAUCCAUCUGGCAUGUCGCCCCCACUUGAUCCAUCUGGCACGUUGCCUCUAACUGAUUUAUUGCAAGGUGCACCAAAAAAGGCUUUUAAUAUAUUCAGUGGCGCAUCAGGUGCGUCUAUCCCUCUCAUUGACAGAGCAACACUCCCUUCUGGCAGUGUUCAUCCUAUAGAGGGGCAAUUGGCACAGGGCAAUAGUGCAACGUGGGCCUCACGCAAUCCCACUAGAAGGACAUUACCUGUUCGCCCUCCUCCACAGCCACUUACUGAUGCUGCAAAGGCCUCGAGAAGUAUUGUGAGGAAAGUAAAAAACAACAUGCUCAAGAAGCUCAAUGAAGACAUCAUUACAUUUGUAAAAGAGCAAAAUAAUAAAAUUACGGACAUUGCCAAAAAUCAUGAUGUAAAGGUGGAAAAGGUUAAGAAUAUGGUAAUUGCAUACACUCACUACACAAAGGCGCAAAAAUUACAGCUUCACAAUGCUAUAUUACAUGCCAAAGCAUUAGAAAUAAAUCCAAGUACUGUUACGCACGAAGUGCUUAACAACGUCUGA
Messenger RNA from Serpula lacrymans var. lacrymans S7.9, 879 nucleotides. RefSeq lists its product as uncharacterized. The record is from RefSeq and is a predicted model, not a curated record. NCBI's taxonomy places the organism in Eukaryota, Fungi, Basidiomycota, Agaricomycetes, Boletales, Serpulaceae. The transcript has a single exon. The coding region runs from base 1 to 879 and encodes 292 amino acids.